GACAGCGGGAUUUGAACCCGUGACGCAAAAUUAUAAACUACCCGAGAAGCCUGAUCGUUUAACCGCUAUGCUACAUAACAUUUAGUCGGAACCAGGCAAAUUACAUUAUUUGAAAGAAAAAGUAAUUUAUCAAGCGAGGGUACGAGUUGAUCUCGUGCCAUUCGGAAUGAGUGGGGAAAAUAUUUGCUAGAAAUUUGUGAAUUUUGCAAAAACAUUUUUGGAAUGAAAAAAAAUGGAAGCAGAAUAUUUGAAAUAUGUUGAAAUUGGAAUGGGGUGAAUCGGAUGAAUUAUCUGGUAGCACGUCGAAGAAUGAGAAGAAUAAAACAAAGAAGCGGAAUAAUAGUUAAUGAUGUAUGUGUGACGGCAGAUUUAUUACUGACAGUGAUGCUUGGAGAACUAGUUGAGAGUCCUGUUAAAAUAAUUUUCUUGUAUUGAUGACAAAAGCCAGUGUAGUGAUUUUCUCUUGACAACAUAUUCAAUAAAAAAUGCAUGAACAUAUUUAAUAAAAAUAAAAAAAAGCAUGCGUAAAGACAAUUAAGUGCCUCGAUGUGUCGUGUCAUUAAUUUCGUGUUAUUUUAAAAAGGAGUUUUUUCCCACUCUAGUGCCAUCUACUGGCUCAGGUGGGACACUGAAUCACUUCAUCCCAAACGCCACUUUAAAAUCUUUCAUUGUUUUCUUUUUAAUUCCCAGCAGGCUUUUUAAAGUUGGAGCGUGGCUGGUAAGACGUUGCGUUAGAUUUCUCAGCUUGCGUCACCUGUUUGCGCCAGAUAGCCAGAGGCGCCCAGAACAUGGGUGAGCUCCAGUUGCCAACACAGACGCACAACGUCAGGGUGACGUUGUGCGUCUGGCCACGCCCCCUUCGCGCACCCGACCGGACCAACCAAUGGACUACCAAAUUCACCCUGUUUUUAUUCUCACAACCUGCUGAGAAAAUUCUACUUUCCAAUCCAUGCUUUGACUUGAGGCUGCUGCGACUUGCUCCUGCCAAUCAAGAUGAACUCAAGUGGCACAUUCGCCAGCCCUCUGUGGUACCAGUACCAAAUGUGCGCCAUGGCCCCGUACGGCUUUGUCUUCUACUACGGCGUAAAGGUGUUCAACCUGGUAGUGGGCACCCCCUGCAACGGCCUGGUCAUUUGGCAGAUCGCCGCCAAGAAGAGCGACGCGUGCACCUCGGACGUGUUCAUCAUCAGCCUGGCUGUUCUGGAUGCCUACUUCUGCCUCAUGAUGCCCACCGAGCUGCUCAACUCGCUGCUGCUGGACGACGCGCGCAUCUGGUACCUGCAAAGGUUCUCGUACGGCGUUAAGGACCUAGGGGUGCUCUUCUUGGUGUGUGUUUGUGUGGAUCGCCACAUGGCGGUGGUCCACCCCGUGUUAUUCGCCAGCAACCAGAAGAACAAGAUUCGCACUGGGAUUUCGGUGGCCACUUGGGCCGUGAUCAUGCCGUACGCCCUGGCUAAAUGCAUCCUGGGCUCAAGGAGCGUCAACGGUGUCUUCAGCGGCGUGGUGCUCUUUGCGUUUGCCGUCAUGGUGCUGUGCAACAUCUCCGUCAUCUGGGUGCUGCGGCGCUCCGUGGCCGGCAAGGAGGUCAUGCACCCGGCCAAGAAGAGGGCCCUGAAAAUGGUGCUCAUUGUCCUGGCUAUCAUCGUCGUCAACUACCUGCCGCCCGUGCUGAUGCCCUUUGCAUCUUACUAUUCCCUGAUGGAGUUCACCUGCCAGAUCCGAAUUAGCGUGUACUCCAUCAUGGACUUGAGCUGCAGCGUGGAGCCGCUCCUCUAUAUCACCAAGAUGGAGUGCGUGGGAGGUCGGGGGUGUGGCUGCUGCGUUGCGAGGACGCCACACUGCAUCGAUGUCUGA
Molecule: messenger RNA, 1854 nt
Organism: Syngnathus acus (greater pipefish)
Lineage: Eukaryota; Metazoa; Chordata; Actinopteri; Syngnathiformes; Syngnathidae
Product: P2Y purinoceptor 1-like
Exons: 3
Coding region: 994-1854 (286 amino acids)
Biological process (GO): phospholipase C-activating G protein-coupled receptor signaling pathway; positive regulation of Rho protein signal transduction
Cellular component (GO): membrane
Molecular function (GO): G protein-coupled receptor activity
Source: RefSeq, a predicted model, not a curated record